UGAUGUUUUCUCUGUGUGUGGAUUUCAUUUCCAUUCUGUGUAAUACAAAAGUUGUUGGUGGCCCAAGUGUCUUUCAUUUUACCUAAACACCCUGGGCUAAUAAUGAAUGGAAGUAGUCUAUAAUUUAUACUGUAUACUGCACGCAAAGAACAUGGUGGCAGAAAUGCUAUCUUUUUGGAUGAGUUGACGAGGAAUUUUUAAGUAGAUUUUGAAAGAUGAUGGAGACAGAGACUAUUAAGGCAUAUAGACUAAAGAAAAUAUCAGAAAUAGGCAAAAUGACUGCCUUAACACAAGAUGAAAUAGUGAGCAACACUAAAACUGUUAUACAAGGAUUAGAAACUUUAAAAAAUGAACAUCAUCAAAUUCUUAAUAGCCUUCUUACCUCCAUGAAAACUAUUAAACGUGAAAAUGGUGAUACAAAUUUGGUGGAGGAAAAAACAAAUAUAUUGAAAAAAUCAUCAGAUAUGAUAGAUCUAGGUUUAGGGGAAGCACAGGUAAUGAUGGCUUUAGCCAAUCACUUACAACAUGUAGAAGCAGAAAAACAGAAAUUACGAGCACAGGUUAGGCGAUUAUGUCAAGAAAAUGGUUGGUUACGGGACGAAUUAGCAAAUACACAACAGAAAUUACAAAGUAGUGAACAGAAAUCUGCGGCUUUAGAAGAAGAAAAGAAACAUUUAGAAUUUAUGAAUGAAAUGAAGAAAUAUGAUUCCAUGGAUCCUAAUAUGCAACAAAGUGUGGAAGAAAAAGAAUCUGUUGCUAAUGAUCAAUCAUCACAGUCAUUAGAUUUAGGUUUUCCAGAUGAUGAUGAUGAUGGUCCACAACCAGAAGUUUUAUCUCCAACCCAACCAAGUGCAAUGGCCCAGGCGGCAAGUGGUGGUUAUGAAAUUCCAGCCCGACUACGUACACUUCAUAAUCUAGUCAUCCAGUAUGCGUCACAGGGUCGAUAUGAAGUGGCUGUGCCACUAUGUAAACAGGCAUUAGAAGACUUAGAAAAAACGAGCGGCCACGAUCAUCCAGAUGUGGCUACCAUGUUGAAUAUUUUAGCUCUUGUAUACAGAGACCAGGGAAAAUAUAAAGAAGCGGGUAAUCUUCUUCAUGAUGCUUUAUUAAUACGAGAAAAAACUCUUGGUAAAAGUCAUCCAGCAGUUGCUGCUACGUUGAACAAUCUAGCUGUUUUGUAUGGUAAGAGGGGUAAAUAUAAAGAAGCAGAACCACUGUGUAAAAGAGCUUUGGAGAUCCGAGAAAAGGUUCUUGGGAAAGAUCAUCCUGAUGUUGCUAAGCAACUGAAUAAUUUGGCUUUGUUAUGUCAGAACCAAGGCAAAUAUGAAGAGGUAGAACAAUAUUAUCAGCGAGCUUUAGAGAUCUACGAAUCAAAACUUGGUCCGGAUGAUCCUAAUGUCGCUAAAACUAAAAAUAAUCUGGCGUCUGCCUAUUUAAAACAAGGAAAAUAUAAACAAGCGGAAGGUUUAUAUAAAGAAGUUUUAACAAGAGCACAUGAGAAAGAAUUUGGGAAAGUAGAAGGUGAUAAUAAACCUAUUUGGAUGAGAGCAGAGGAAAGAGAAGAAAAUAAGGGUAAAUAUAAAGAUGGAGCUCCCCCUCCUGAUUAUGGUGGAUGGCAUAAAGCACCAGCUAAAGUAGACAGUCCUACUGUGACCACAACUUUGAAAAAUCUAGGAGCACUGUACAGGAGACAAGGAAAAUAUGAAGCUGCAGAAACUCUUGAAGAAUGUGCCAUGAGGUCAAAGAAGAAUGCUGUGGAUUUAGUGAAAAUGGCCAAACUGACAGACCUAGGAAAUGAUUUUAGAGACCAUUCACCCCGAGAGAGAAAGCGUUCUAGUAGCCGAGACCGGUCACGCAGAGAUUCAAUGGAUAGCGUCUCGUACGAUAAAAAUGAUGGUGAUGACGAAGUGAGUAUCGGUGUCACAUGGUCAGGCGAGGGGACCGGCAAAUUAAGGCGCAGUGGCUCAUUUUCCAAGCUGAGAGCUUCCAUUAAGCGAAGCAGUGCCAAACUGGUUCAGAAAUUAAAAGGAAAGGGUCCAACAGACGAUAAUUCAGGAAGUCUCAACUGGUAUUUAAAAGGAAUGUCACCCCAUCAGCAAAGUAUGAAAAGAGCAAGUUCCAUGUCAGUUCUCAAUAUAAUCAGUAAUAAAGAUGAUAAAUUACAUGAAAGUAGGCGGUCUGUGGGUGAUUUAAGUAUAAGAGGAAGAACAGCAAGUUCUGACCAUUUAGUAGAUCGUCCCUUCUGACCACCACAAAAAUACUUGUUAGAUUGUAUAUGUGUUAAGUGUACAGUACUCAUACAGAUAAUUUGCCUGUUGACGGUGUUACCUCGCUCGCUCUCAUUGGAACGCUUCCGUCUUCAGUGUUCACCCAGCCUCUUUCUGGCUAUUGCUAGUUAACUGUUAUAAAGAGAGGCACUAGGAUUUUCACCUGAUUUAGUGAUAUUUGGGAUAAAGGGAAUAUAUUUGUAGACAAGUUAACAGCUUUCUAGUUGAAUUGAUAUCCUGUGGUCGCUAUUAUAUAUGCUUUCUUUAAACCUGUGGAGAGCAUAAUAUUAGUUAUUAUUACUAUCAUAAAUAUUGCUACUCAAAUGUCCAUAAAAUAUUAAAUGUGUUAUAUGUCUUUAGCCAUAUCAUUAUCAUAUUUAUGUAGUGGAAAUAUUACCAUCAACUACAGAACAGGAAUUAGAUGUGAUAUACGGUCAUGUUAUUAUAAUAAAACAGUAUGGUCUGUAGGGAUAUAUUAUUUCUAGAAGUAUGUACUACAGUUAUUGCAGAGACACUGUCAGUCUUUUUCUAACAAUUUCCUGACAAUUUCUCUAUAUGAUGCAAUUUAUAUUUAUAGUUAAAUCGACUAACAUUUCUGUGAAAUGGCUUAUUAGAAUAUCUAUAAAAAAUAUACCAAACCUAAUGGAACUAGUAGUACCUAUUCCUGUUUGAUGCUGGUACAGAGAUAUUCUGAAUUCUGUCUACUUCAGAAUAUCUAUUUUGGAAUACUUUAUAGAAUCUCUAAGCUUUGGUUUACAGUAUAAUAAAAUGUUCCAUCAAAUUUAAAAAGACAUGUUAGACAGCUCCAAAGGUAUGCACCAAGGCUCUGUCAGUACCCUAAGUUCUCCUUGUAGCGGAUUGAGGUGACUUUUUGACUCAAGCUGUAUUGUUUCCUCUAUUUAUAAUAAUUGAUGAUUGAUAUUAGAAUAACAAAUCUAUCAUUGAUCUCAACUCUUCUCUUUCUUAUUAAACAUGCUUUUAUUCUAAUGAAUUAAUAUAUUAUUAUACAACAUAUUGUAUAGGUGUACAAAGAACUACACUACCAUUAUUUCAGAUUUAUUUUAAAUUUUAUAGUCAAUUGUAUAGAUAAACCUGGGCUUAAGGUACCAUUAUUAUUAAAUUGUACAGAUAUUAGUUACUGCUUGCCUUUAUUUGUAAAUAUGUUGGGCUGUAAUAAUAACGAUGAAGUUGAAGGUACACUUGAAACAUAGACCGUCUGUGUAUCAGCCAGAAGCUUAUUGUUAUCAUAAUUUCUGAUUUAAAUGCUUAUUUAUCCAAAUCCCUGGUGUCUUUUAUUUAGAACUAAUUGUAGCAUGAAAGUGCAUGUAGUCAAUUCUGUCAACAAAAACAUUUAACUUUUAUGUAAUUCUAUUAUAUAACAUGAAAUUUAUUUUGGGUUUUUGUAGGAAAAUUCUUGUUUAUGCUUUGCCCUAUUUUUUUUUUUUAAGUUUUAAAAUACCAUGGUAAGCCAUUCACUUGGGUAUAUGUGUUUGUUAGUAGUAAUAGUGCUUAAAUUCUCGUACAUGUAUAUGACAAGGAUGAGAGUUGAAGCUGUUGGCUAUUGUUAAAAACAAUUAAAAAUAUUAGGGGAACUGUUAACAUCUGUUGUCAUUAUUUUAAUGCACUCAAGUACAGUAUUUUACUUUUUGGGAAUCUACAUUAAUAAUUGGGUUUAUUCUUAAUUUUCACUUCCAUGACAUGUAGGAAACUUGAACUCAUCUAGUUUUAUGUUUUUGCAUAAAUACCUUGAAGAGAGAUAUUCUAAUUGUUGUAUUAGUGAAAUAUUUGUAAAAGGAGAAUUAAAUCUAGAUCAUUAUCUCCUCUCACACUAUAUUAUUUGUACACUUCCUGCUUAUUAUAUCAUUGUGAUUAUUUAUUAUUAAAAUAAUUAUUUCUUAUUAUUUUAAAUCUUUCUUUUGUUUUGUUUUUUGUUUGCAUGCUGCUGUUGCGUUGUGGUGCUCUUUUGUCUUAUUUUGGGGAACCUUGCUGCAAAGAUUUCUGUGUUGUGCUCACUUUUGCAAUAUUCUGUUCUACGAUGAAAUUGUGAAAUCUGUUAGUAUAAUUUCAAAUUAAAACCAAGUCCAGUAACGGUACAUAAUAUUGAGAAGGGGGGUGGGGUGGGGAAUAAUCAGAAUUUGGAGUUGUUUUAACUGGCAUAUAGAUUUAUUGAAUAAGAAUAAUAAAAAAGGUUUCAGGAGGUUAUUUCAUUUGUUGAUCCUGACCUCAGGCGUUAUUAUAUCAAGGAUAAUGAAUACUGGAACGAUUUCUUUAUAUAAUUUAUCAUCUACCCAAUGGAAGAAGGGAAAUUGUACCCCUGUAUUAUUGCAGGGAUCUGUACCUCACAUAUUGUCUUACCUGUUAAUUCCCUCAAUAUAAAAUAUUGAGAGAAGUUUCGUACAGAUUAUUAAUGCCAUUAUUACAUUCAUUCUCUAUCACCUGACAAAAGUCAGCAAUUGACAAGGUCAGAGAGGUGGAUCUACAGAGGUAGAAAUUAUAUUACUCUGCUCACAUCUAGAAAUGAAGAUUUAUGGGAUUUGACUUGAAUGCACCUUUUUCGGAAUGGUUUAUUAAAACUGGAUAUGGGUAAAGGCAAUACAGUAAUCAAAAGUUGGUAGUGAGGUAAUGUGAUCUAGACUGACAGUGUCUUGACAUCAUGAAUAAUCACAUUUAUGUAAAAAAAAAAAAUUAUUUGCACAUUUAAAGCACUAGUUGUACAAAAAGAAUAUGGAUGAUAAAAAAAUACCAAGCAUUUUAAUAAUGAUCUUUAAUAAUAAUAAAAAAAAUAACACCUGUAUAUAUUUUUCUUGAGAAUUUUUCUGUUGUGAUAUGUGCAUUUUAAGAAAUCUAUGGGUAAAAGAUUAAAAUUCUUGGCCCUGAGAUUAACAUAUUUUAAAGGAUUAAAUUCUUACUUUGCCCCAGAUAAAUUUUUAUUAAGGAAACUGAAGAAGACGGAAGUAUAAAUGGAAGACAGUAACAAUGUUAUAUCUACAUGUAUCUAUCUUUUAGUAUAUAUCUAUGAUAGAGCUGUAUAUAUAUUUUGCUGUAAAUGGUUUUAAUUAAUCACAUUGUAAUAUAUUCAUGGUUAUGAUAUUGUUAUAAUUGUUUCAUAUAUUGAUUAUGAACAUUUCCUAUAUAAUGUGGUGAUAAUAACUAGUCAUGCUUUAUAAACUCCUUGAUAAUAAUCGCUUUUAAUAUUUUCAUCACUCUAUCCAAAAAUUUCCCUUUUCAUCAUAAUUAAAAUGUACAAGAUUUUAAGAAAAUAUUUUUGAGCUUGAAAUUCUUCCACAAAGCUAUCAGACAUGUUUGAAUAAAAUUUGACUCUGCAGUUGAUUGAAUGAAUUUGAAUUUUUAUUGAUUAAAGUCCUUAUAAAAGAAUCCAUGUGUGAAUUAUUAUGCCAUUAUGAAAAGGGAAAUAUUAAAUUAAAGAUUUAGAUAAACCCCCCAAAAUGCUACAUUGUAAAUAAUUUAUGGACAUGGUAAAAUUUAAAAAGUAAUGAAACUAUCUGAGCCGUGGGUAAUAUCAUCUGUAGACUACAGGAUAGACAUGACCAAUAUGUGCAAUUGGUUGACAAAGCCUUGUACCGGUAUUGGGAAUUUUUUUUAGUAAACUUUCAAAUAUUUGUAUGACUAUUUUAUGCACACUGGAUGUAUUUUGUAGAUACCUACUACCUAGAUACCUUGGCCCGCCCCCAAAUCUUCCAAAUCUUUACGUUAUGGAUUACAUUUAAUGUACUUUCCCUGCCUCCACCCAACCCAACUUACCAUGUCCUUAAAUACAGAAUGGUCUCGGUUUUGAUAUGGAGAAAAGUAAUUUUACAUAUUUAUUGUUUUAAAAAAGGUAUUCUUAAAUACAAGCAAAUCUUUAUUCUGAAUGACUUAAAUACCAUUUUAAAUCCAUUCUGACAAAAAUAUCCAUGUAUUUCAUACCAGUUGGUUGUGCAUGUAUUCUAAAUUAUUUAAAUAACUGAUCUGUAGAAUUUUAAAACCUGAUAAUAAAACAGUUUUUCAUGCUUA
Patella vulgata (common limpet) is the source of this 6281-nucleotide messenger RNA. Its product is annotated as kinesin light chain. Gene Ontology annotation, biological process: microtubule-based movement. NCBI's taxonomy places the organism in Eukaryota, Metazoa, Mollusca, Gastropoda, Patellidae. Gene Ontology annotation, cellular component: cytoplasm; membrane-bounded organelle; kinesin complex. The record is from RefSeq and is a predicted model, not a curated record. Bases 216 to 2246 code for a protein of 676 amino acids. The transcript has 18 exons. Gene Ontology annotation, molecular function: kinesin binding.